AUGGGUAACGAUUACACCGAUUUGCCACCUAUUAAAAUCUUGGCCGGUAUUACACCGGAUAAUGGAAUCGGCAAUACUAAUGGCUUGCCAUGGCCACACAUCAAGAGGGAUUUCCUUUAUAUGUUUAGGUUGACUACAUAUGUUGACCCUAGUGUUAAGCAAAACAACUCGGAAAUACAAAAUGUAGUCGUUAUUGGAAGAAAAACCUACGACAGUCUUCCUCCUAACACAUUUCCUUUUAAAAACAGGAUUAGCGUGGUCAUUUCAAGAACACUAAGCGAGGUACCCGGAGGAUUUGUGUUCGACUCCGUUCCUAAAGCACUGAUGUAUAUCAAAGACAAUUUAAACUACUAUAAAAUAUUCAUCCUGGGCGGAAGUUUCAUUUACAAUGAGGUUAUCAACAUGCCGGUUCUUGAUACUCUGUAUAUAACCAGGGUCAACAAGAAGUAUCCGUGCGACGUGUUCUUCCCGAAGAUUCCCGAGGAUUACGUAAUCACAGGAAUCAGUAAGACUUUUACAAACGGGGACACAACAUACGACUUCGUGACCUAUGAAAGGAAGGAUCAACUAAGAGAAGAGCCGGAUCAUAGAACCUUUCACGAACUUCUUCUGACCGGGGAAAAGUUUGCAAAUAAGCCACCUUUGUAUAAGGCGUGUCCAAACUUGAAAGUUAGAUACAGCCAGGAACUACAGUAUCUUGACAUUCUGGCUGAUAUACUAAACAACGGAGUGAAAAAGACCAACAGAACAGGGGUGGAUUGCUUUGCCAAGUUUGGAUACCAGAUGAGAUUCGACUUAUCAGAGUCGUUUCCACUAUUGACAACGAAGAAGGUCUUUCUAAGAGGAAUAAUUGAGGAACUCAUAUGGUUCAUUCGGGGAAGCACCAACGGAAACGAUCUGCUAAAAAAGAACGUUAAAAUAUGGGAGUUGAAUGGAGCAAGAGGAUUCCUGGACGCAUUAGGGUUUUAUGACAGAGAGGAACACGAUUUAGGGCCUGUUUACGGAUUCCAGUGGAGACAUUUUGGUGCUAAAUACGUGGAUAUGCACACGGACUACAAUGGCCAGGGAAUCGACCAGUUGUCAAUAUUGAUCGAUAAAAUAAAGAAUAAGCCCAAUGACAGGAGACUUAUAGUUUGCUCCUGGAACGUUGCAGAUUUGUCGAAAAUGGCACUGCCGCCUUGUCAUUUGUUGUUCCAGUUCUUCGUAGCGGACGGAAAGCUGUCGUGUAUGAUGCAUCAAAGGUCAUGUGAUAUGGGUCUGGGAGUCCCAUUUAACAUUGCCUCGUACUCUCUACUGACAUAUAUGAUAGCCCAAAUUUGCGAUCUUGAACCUGGAGAGUUUGUCCACAAUCUGGGCGACGCACAUAUAUACUGUAACCACGUUGAUGCGGUCAAGGAGCAGAUAUCGAGAGUACCGUACCCAUUUCCGAGUUUAAAAUUAAAUAAGGAAAUUAAGAGGAUAGAAGAUUUCACACUGGAAGACAUUAAAGUGGAAAAUUACAUAUCACACCCAGCCAUAAAAAUGGAUAUGGCAGCAUAA
This is a messenger RNA of Theileria orientalis strain Shintoku, 1539 nucleotides long. Its product is annotated as bifunctional dihydrofolate reductase/thymidilate synthase. Gene Ontology annotation, cellular component: cytosol; mitochondrion. The coding region runs from base 1 to 1539 and encodes 512 amino acids. Gene Ontology annotation, molecular function: dihydrofolate reductase activity; thymidylate synthase activity. The record is from RefSeq and is a predicted model, not a curated record. The transcript is spliced from 9 exons. Lineage: Eukaryota; Apicomplexa; Aconoidasida; Piroplasmida; Theileriidae. Gene Ontology annotation, biological process: one-carbon metabolic process; dTMP biosynthetic process; tetrahydrofolate biosynthetic process.